AGCGAGACUGAGAGCAGCCGUGGACGAGCUGCGGAGGACAACAAGACGCGACCCGGGAGGCGACUGCGCUCUCCGGCUGACUUGAUGCGCGAGUCCCCUUCUUUUCUAUGACCACUUUUCAAAGGAUGUAUUGCGACUGAAAGCCCGCAUUCAAGUGCUGGAAACUAUUCCACCGAAAUGGAAGGGAAUAUCCCAUGGAUUAUUUUGGCUUUUCUGUCGUCGUUGCAUCUCUGCGAAGGAUACCAUUGCCUGGAUAAAAACAGACCUUGUGAGAAUGGGGCGACUUGCGUAGAAUCACCAUUUCGCUGCAUAUGUCGGCCUGGUUUUAUCGGCCCUGUGUGUCAGUACCAAGAUCCGUGCCAUCGAUCGCCGUGUCUCAAUGGAGCUGCCUGCAAGAGUCAAGUGAUAAAUCGGAUCCCUCAGUACAGCUGCGUGUGUCAGAGAGGGUUUCGAGGUCAAGACUGCUCCCUCAUCGACGCCUGUGCCACAAGCCCCUGUGCCAAUGGCGCCCGCUGUGCGAACUGGAAUAACCACUACAACUGCUCCUGCCCGCCUGGAUUCCAGGGGAAAAACUGCCGCAAUGACAUUGACGAGUGCCGCAAACCCGGCACAUGCCUCAACGCCGGCCUCUGUAUCAACACGCAUGGCUCCUUCCGCUGCCAAUGUCCACCUGGAUACAGUGGACGCACCUGCGAGGUGUCCACGCUACCCUGCGCCCCGUCUCAGUGCCUCAAUGGAGGAACCUGCCGCCAGACCAGCGACCAUUCCUACGAGUGCGCUUGCCUGCCAGGAUUUGAGGGUCACAACUGCGAGAAUAAUGUGGACGACUGUCCCGGCCACAAGUGUAUGAACGGAGGAAUUUGUGUCGACGGAGUGAACACCUACAAUUGCCAGUGCCCUCCGGAGUGGACAGGUCAGUACUGCGCUGAGGACGUCAACGAGUGCCUCAUGCAACCCAACGCCUGCCACAAUGGGGGGACUUGCUUCAACGCGAUCGGGAGUCACACUUGUGUUUGCGUGAACGGCUGGACCGGAGACGACUGCAGCGAGAACAUCGAUGACUGCGCUAACGCCGUUUGCUUCAACGGCGCCACGUGUCACGACCGUGUGGCGUCCUUCUUCUGCCAGUGUCCAGUCGGAAAAACAGGUUUGCUGUGUCACCUAGAGGAUGCAUGCGUGAGCAACCCAUGCAAUGAAGGCGCGGUGUGCGACACCAAUCCGCUGAACGGCCGCGCUAUAUGCACGUGCCCCGCUGGUUUUGUCGGAGGAGCGUGCAAUCAGGAUAUGGACGAGUGUUCCAUCGGUGCCAACCCGUGUGAGCACUUUGGCAAGUGCAUGAACACGGAGGGCUCCUUCCAGUGUCAGUGCGGCAGAGGCUACGCAGGUCCACGGUGCGAGAUUGACAUCAACGAGUGUCUGUCUAUGCCGUGCCAGAACGACGCCACCUGCCUGGAUCGCAUCGGAGAGUUUACCUGCAUCUGCAUGCCAGGGUACAUGGGGACCUACUGUGAAGUCGACAUAGACGAUUGUGAGAGCAAUCCGUGUGUGAAUGACGGCAUCUGCCGGGACAUGGUCAAUGGCUUCACCUGCACCUGCCAGCCAGGGUUUACUGGCACCAUGUGUCAGAUCGACAUCGACGAGUGUGCCAGUACGCCUUGCCAGAAUGGAGCCAAAUGCUACGACCGGCCCAAUGGGUUUGAGUGCCGGUGUGCUGAAGGAUAUGAAGGCACGCUGUGUGAGAGCAACAUCAACAACUGUCAGCCCGACCCAUGUCACCAUGGCACCUGCAUCGACGGCAUCGCCAGCUACACCUGCAACUGUGACGCGGGCUACACCGGCUACCGCUGUGAAAACCAGCUCAACGAGUGCCACAGCAAUCCCUGCCAGAACGGAGGCAAGUGUGUGGACCUGGUCAACAAGUACAUCUGCCAGUGCCAACACGGGACCUCAGGUCCAAAUUGUGAAGUGAACUAUGAUGACUGCGCCAGCAACCCAUGUGACUAUGGCAUCUGCAAGGAUGGCAUCAACCGCUAUGACUGCGUCUGCAAGCCUGGUUUCACGGGUCCCAAGUGCAACGUGGAGAUCGAUGAGUGCUCUUCAAGCCCCUGUCGCAACGGAGGGACCUGUGUGGAUGAGGAGAACGGGUUCCACUGUCAGUGUCCGGAGGGGUUCAAACCUCCAUACUGUUACUCCCAGGUGGACGAGUGUGGCAGCAGCCCCUGUGUUCACGGUGCAUGCAGAGAUGACAUCAACGGGUAUCGCUGUGACUGUGAGCCCGGGUGGGUGGGAAAGAACUGCGACCUGGACAGAAACGACUGCCUACCAAGUCCCUGCCAGAACGCUGGCACGUGUAUCGAUCAACUGAACGGCUUUACUUGCAAGUGUCGCCAAGGCUUCAGAGGUAACCUGUGUCAGGUGAACAUCAACGAGUGUGCGUCCAGUCCGUGCCUGAAUAAGGGAACAUGUGUGGACGGUGUGGCUAGUUUCACCUGUCUGUGCGAGCUUCCUUAUAGUGGGCCCACUUGCGCGGAUGUGCUCGCCCCCUGCUCGCCGAACCCUUGUGCGAAUCAGGCCACCUGCAAGCACACGCCCGACUACCUGGGUUAUCAGUGUAACUGCCAGCAAGGAUGGCAAGGUCAGCUGUGCAACGUGGACAUCAACGAAUGCAUCGCGAACCCCUGCAAGAACCGCGGGACGUGCACCAACACGCUCGGAGGAUUCGUGUGCUCGUGCAGAGCCGGAUUCACCGGCGUCACAUGUGAGACUGAUAUCAACGACUGCGCCCCCAAUCCCUGCCUUAAUGGUGGCUCUUGCACGGACGGGGUGAACUCCUACCACUGCAGCUGCCUGCUGGGCUUCACCGGCUCGCGAUGUGCUUUAGAAAUCAACGAGUGCCAAAGCUCGCCGUGUAAAAACGGCGCUACGUGUACGGACUACGUCAACUCCUACACCUGCACCUGUCGCCCUGGUUUCACCGGUAUCCACUGUGAAACCAACAUCCCAGACUGCACAGAAAGCUCUUGCUUCAACGGCGGGACGUGCACAGAUAAGAUCAACGGGUACUCCUGCACCUGCCGCUCUGGCUUCACCGGCUCUCACUGCCAGUACGAGGUCAACGAAUGCGACUCACAACCCUGCCUCAAUGGAGGUGUGUGUCAGGAUGCCUUGGAGUCCUUCCGCUGCUCCUGCCCGAAGGGUUACACCGGCACACGCUGUCAGACCCCCGUCGACUGGUGCCGACGCUCCUCCGCCUGCCAAAAUGGAGGACGCUGUCGCCAGAAGGACUCUUCCUUCAUCUGCGACUGCACAAACGGCUGGUCUGGCAGAUACUGUGACAUACCAAGGGUUUCCUGCGAGACCGCCGCCCGCCAAAGAGGAUUGCAGACGGAUGAGCUCUGCCACCACGGCGGCCACUGCGUCAACACCGGGAGCUCACACUACUGUAAAUGCCCCAGCGACUACACUGGCAGCUACUGUGAAAGCCAAGUGGACUACUGCGAGGACAAGCCAUGCCGAAAUGGCGCCACCUGCAGAGGAUAUGUGGGCGGAUACCAGUGUGACUGUAUGCCGGGGUACACUGGUCAGAACUGCGAGAUCGAGAUCAACGAGUGCCAGUCUCACCCUUGCCAGAACGGAGGAACUUGCAUCGACCUUGUUGGGCAUUACAUCUGCUCGUGCCCCCCUGGCACCCUCGGUGUUCUGUGUGAGAUAAAUGAGGACGAUUGUGCGCCCCCUCUGAGAGCCCGCAGUGCCCCUCCGAAGUGCUUGAACAAUGGCACCUGUGUGGACCGAGUCGGCGGAUACCGCUGCAACUGUCCUCCGGGAUUCACCGGAGAGAGAUGUGAGGGAGACAUCAAUGAGUGCCUCUCAAACCCCUGCAUCCCGUCCAACAGUCUCGACUGCAUCCAGCAGCCCAAUGACUACCAGUGUGUCUGCAAGCCCGGUUUCACAGGUCGGAGGUGCCAAAGCAGGUUCAGCGCUUGCGAGUCUCAACCUUGUCUGAACGGAGGAGCCUGUUCGGUGUCGUCCUCAGCGCCGGGUUACACCUGCACGUGUCAGCUUGGCUACGCUGGUGUCAGCUGUGAAAGAAGCAUGUCGUGCCGGGAGCUGUCGUGUUACAACGGUGGCACCUGUGCGCUGACCACUCGGGGCGCGCGAUGCACUUGCAAGCAAGGCUACGGCGGCCCUCAGUGUCAGCACCACAGCAACGAAGGCUGUUCUUCUAAACCCUGCUACAAUGGAGGCCUGUGCACGGAGGAAACCACGUUCCCUUACUUCCACUGCCAGUGCGCGAGCGGCUGGACGGGCAAGCGGUGCGAGCAGAGCGGCCGGCUCAUGAACGUCCCCGCACCGUGCCCCCUCGCCGACUGUCACAGCAAAGCCAGGAACGGCGUUUGCAACAAGGAAUGCAACACGCUGGCGUGCCGGUGGGACGGCGGCGACUGCUCUCUGGCCGUCAACCCCUGGGCUCGCUGCGCUGACCCCAACUGCUGGAGGGUUUUCAACAACAGCCAAUGCGACGAGUCCUGCAACAACGCAGAGUGUUUGUUCGACAACUACGACUGCACAACAAAGGAGAAAGUCUGCAAUCCCAUUUAUGAGUCGUACUGCAUUGACCACUACGCCAAUGGGCGCUGCGACCAAGGCUGCAACAACGAGGAGUGCGGCUGGGAUGGGCUGGACUGUGCCAUCAAGGUCCCGGAGAACCUGGCCGAAGGUGUUCUGGUGAUCAUCGUCCGGCUGCCACCGGACGAGCUCUUGCGCACCAGCACGGCGUUCCUCCAGAAGCUGAGCGCCAUCCUCCGAACCACCGUCAGGUUUCGGUUGGAUCCCAACGGAGAGAAAAUGAUUCUCCCUUACACGAGAAAAGACGCCCGACUCAAGCGGGAACUGCUGCCGCACAAUGAAGUCAUUGGGUCCAUUGUGUACCUUGAAAUAGACAACCGACUGUGCAUAGAGGACUGCUUUGAUUCAGCGGAAGGUGUCGCCGAGUACCUGGGAGCCCUCAAUGUUCGCGACAUGCUACGCUUCCCGUACCCCAUCGAAAGAAUCGAUGUUGAGAGGAUGCCAACGGAGACUUGGAUGAUACCUCAGUGGGCGAGGUUCAUCCUGGUGCUUCUAAGCUCGCUUUUCCUCCUGGUCUUCCUGGUGAUCGGGAUGCUGAUCGCACGCAGAAAGAGAGAACACAGCACUCUCUGGUUCCCCGAGGGCUUCUUCCUGAAGAAGGAACCCAGCAGCAACAAGAAUCGCAGAGAACCCGUCGGCCAGGAUGCUCUGGGACUGAAGCAUAUGCCAAAGACUGUGGAGGAGUCUCUCCUCGGUGACCACAGUGACCAGUGGAUGGACGCGGACUGUCCUGAACCAAAACGGAUGAAGGUGGAGGAGCCAAGUUUGCUGUCAGACAGUGAGGAUCCAGUGGACUGUCGGCAGUGGACGCAGCACCACUUGGCCGCUGCCGACAUCCGAGUACCCCCCACCAUGGCCCUCACUCCCCCUCAAGGAGAGUUUGAGAGCGACUGUAUGGACGUGAAUGUGCGAGGCCCAGAUGGUUUCACCCCGCUCAUGCUGGCUUCGUUCUGCGGCGGCGGCUUGGAGCCCGAGGUUCCGGAGGAGGAAGAGAAUGAGGAAUGCUCGGCCAACAUAAUCUCUGACCUGAUCUAUCAGGGCGCCUCGCUCGCAGCUCAGACCGAUCGCACCGGCGAGACCGCGCUCCACCUGGCCGCCCGCUACGCCCGCGCUGACGCCGCCAAGAGGCUGCUGGAUGCUGGCGCAGACGCCAAUGCUCAGGACAACACUGGGCGAACGCCCUUACACGCCGCUGUGGCGGCAGAUGCACAAGGUGUCUUCCAGAUUCUCAUUCGAAACCGUGCCACCGACCUUGACUCCAGAAUGUACGACGGUUCAACCGCCUUAAUUCUAGCCGCACGGCUAGCGGUGGAGGGCAUGGUGGAGGAGCUCAUCACCUGCCAUGCGGAUGUGAACGCGGUUGAUGAAUUAGGAAAAUCUGCGCUUCACUGGGCUGCUGCGGUAAACAACGUGGACGCCACCCUCGCCCUCCUGAAGAACGGUGCAAACAAGGACAUGCAAGACCUGAAGGAGGAGACGCCUCUGUUCCUAGCCGCCCGUGAGGGCAGCUGCGAGGCGGUCAAAGUGCUGCUGGCUCACUUCGCCAACAGGGAGAUCACAGACCAUAUGGACCGACUGCCGCGGGACAUUGCACAGGAGCGCAUGCACCACGACAUCGUGCAGCUUCUGGACGAGUACCACACAGUCAGGAGUCCCCAGGGUCACGGUGGGGCUGGACUCCACCUGACCGGCGGACACACGCUGUCACCUCUGAUGUGUCCCCCCAGCGCCUUUUUGCCCAAUCUGAAGAAUACUCCGCAGGGAAAGAAGAACCGCCGGCCAGGAGCCAAGGGUUCCGGCAUGGCCAGUCAGCACGCCGCCAGUCUGAAGGAGUCGGUGAAGGCCCGCAACAAGAAGCUGACCUUGGACAUGCAGAGCGCCUUGCUGGAGAGCUCAGUGACCCUGUCUCCGGUUGACUCGCUGGACUCGCCUCACGGUGGCGCGAGUAACGCCGGCUACAUCACCAACCCGACGUCCCCCGUGGCCAUGCCAUCGCCGGGCCUCUUCCACUCCUCCAUGUCGGUUCCAAACACCCCUAUGGUGCACAACAGCAUGAUGGACGGCAGCGGCCCGUUUGCCGUCUCCCUGGCGCAGCUCAACGCCGACCUGGGCGGUGGUGGAAUGCCCAUGCAGGGUCGCGUCACCAUGGCGUCCGACGUCAACCGCGGUUACGUGAUGAGCUCGGGCCAGAUGGGACUCAACAUGGGGUUGGUCAAUCCAGUCAGCGUCCCCUUCGACUGGCACAGCCGGCUGCCCCCGGCCUCCCAGUGCGGUCAGCAGGUGGUGAACCUGGUGCAGAGUAGCCAACCAGGUAUGCAGCAGCAAAGCAUGCUGAUGCACCAGCAGCAAAUGUACCGGAACGCCAUGCUGCAGCCCACCCCAGUCACAUCCACCCCCACCAUCAGCCCGGUCAAGCUGCCCUCCAUCGCCGAGCAGCAGCUUAUCAACCACACCAUCGGCAGCCAGCAGAACAUGGCCCGGAUGAGCGCCUCCACUCCGCCGACGCCUCAGACCUCGCAGCCCCCGCCGUCCUUCUUCCAGCAGAUGUCGCAACAACCCACUCAGCCAUCAGCUCAGCCAGCACAGGCCACCACACCGGCAGCUCAGCCCGCUCAGCCGAGCAGCAGCGCCGCAGGCACGGAGGAUUACCCGACCCCGCCCUCUCAGCACAGCUACACCUCCGCACUAGACGCCACACCCAAGCAUUACCUCCAGCUACCCAGCGAACACCCCUACCUGACCCCCUCCCCGGAGUCCCCAGAGGCUUGGUCCAGUCCUUCGCCCCACUGUGUUUCCGACUGGUCAGAUUCCACGCCAAGCCCGGCCGUGAACGGAACUGCCCAGACCCAAAUCACUCAAAUCCCAGAGGCCAACGGCAAGAUGCAGGUGUUCGCGUGAAGGUCGCCGAGCGGGACGAGGGUUUGAAAGGAUCGUGGACCGGCUCGCGGGCCUGUCUGUGCUAAUAAGAGUCAGCCUGUUUCCAAGAUUUUCAUUGGAUUUGGACUGGCUUCCUCACAAGGACCGUCUACUGGUGAUUCCGCCGAGAAAAACGAGUAAAGGGAAACGUGUGUUGUCUGAGAAAACGUCGGACAAUUGAAUGAAGUAAUUCUGUCACAGAUGGACUUAUUAUUAAAAAAAAAAUGUUAUAUGAAGAAAACCUAGUCUUUCAUUUCAAAGACGUUGGAACACUAUCCUGAGAACUAACAUUUAAACUAGAUGAGAGAAAAGUGAAAUGUUGAAGGGAAUUCUUUAAUUUUUAUUUAUUUUUAUUUUUUAUCUCUAAACUGUUGGGUUUUUUUUUAGUUGUUCCUGUCCUAGUUUCUCACAUUUUUUUUAUAUGGACCACUUGUGUUUUCUAUUUUGCCAGUGUGGCAAGUGAUGGUAAAAUAAUGUUAUUUAUCACUGAGACCUGAUGUCAGAACAGAAAGAGCAAAUUUAAACGAUAUUUAUUUGGCCAACCGUGUUGAUAAGUAGAACUAGAAAAUAUCUUUAAGGCAAAAAAAGGUGAGAUUAAUUUGUGGGACAUUUUCAGUUAAAGUAUUAUGGAUAAGAAUGUAGAUGAGUGUCUGUGAAGCACUUCAAAUGACUAGCCUUGUGGGGCGAACGUGGGGCGACAUUUCACUACUGUGGGUAUUUAUAUGUAUAAUGUGAGUGGCAUUCAAUGGGCCUUUUCUCUAAAUGGAAUCCAUCCAUUUCAAUACUAGCCCCGUCGCUUCUCCUCUUCUCUUCCAUUUCAACAGAUUAACCGAGACUUUUUUGUCUUUAAAAUCAGCCUGCCACUGCCCUUUUUAGUUGAGGUAUUUUUUUGUGUUCUUGUUUGUUUAUUUUAUACUGUUUAAGUUCGACUGCCACACAUUCCUGUUUCAACGUCAGAUGUACUAAGCUAUGCUUAUCAGCUGCUAUUUGAUAUCAUUCCUCCUCCUAGACAGACGAGAGCUUUUGAGCAGUGAGACUCCCGGCAUCUGGCGACAACUUGGGUCCGGGUGAGUGUCCGGCUGCUGGGCUGUGGCUACUUAGGCCUUGUCACUCCUCAGGGAGGCGUUUUAUGGCAUGCAGUGGAAUUGAAACGGCUGCAUUUACAGUAGCUUCCCAGCUGCGACGUCACAUCUCAUGAUUGUAAGGAGAGCCCGAAGGAAGAACACUACUGUGUAGUGCCGCCCCUUUCACUUUCGACAAACUCUUCCAUCGCACUGUCGCGGUUUUACCCAACUCUUCAGAUCUGCCACUUGUCAUGUAACUUGUCUCCAUUUAUUCUGUUGUGUCAGCUGAGAUUUUGGGGGACUCCUUCUUCAUAGUAGACCACACAAAGUAUUUUGUACAGUUAUGUUCCUGCAUCUGCUUGUAAAUAUGUUUGUUCCGGUAGAUCUAUGUUCAAAAAGUCUUAUGCUUCUAUAAUGAUUGUUAUGUACUAAAAAUGACAAAA
Messenger RNA from Synchiropus splendidus (mandarinfish), 9049 nucleotides. RefSeq names its product notch receptor 3 (gene notch3). Bases 178 to 7524 code for a protein of 2448 amino acids. The transcript is spliced from 32 exons. The record is from RefSeq and is a predicted model, not a curated record. Gene Ontology annotation, molecular function: signaling receptor activity; calcium ion binding; Notch binding. NCBI's taxonomy places the organism in Eukaryota, Metazoa, Chordata, Actinopteri, Syngnathiformes, Callionymidae. Gene Ontology annotation, biological process: regulation of DNA-templated transcription; regulation of developmental process; multicellular organism development. Gene Ontology annotation, cellular component: membrane.